This is a messenger RNA of Racocetra fulgida, 589 nucleotides long. The record is from the annotation of a GenBank genome assembly. Lineage: Eukaryota; Fungi; Glomeromycota; Glomeromycetes; Diversisporales; Gigasporaceae.
AUGACUCUUCAAAAUACUCGAAUAUUAUUCGUAAAGAGACCUUCUGGCCUCUUUGAACCAAGUGAAACUUUCAAAAUUGUAAAAGCUCCAGUACCGUCACAAAAUGAUUUGUCUAACGGACAAAUCCUAAUAAAGAAUUAUUAUUUAUCUUUGGACCCGGGUCAAAUUGCAAAAAUCAAAGGUGCAAGAGUAAUAGGCAUAGCCGGCUCUCCUGAAAAAUGCGCUUGGAUAGUAGAUGAAUUAGGUUUUGAUGUUGCCUUAAAUUAUCGUGAUCCCGAUUUUCAUAAGCAAUUAAUCCAGGCAACGCCAAAUUAUAUAGAUGUAUAUUUUGAUAACGUUGGGGGUGACAUAUUAAAUCUUUGUUUAAAAAGGAUAGCGAAGUUUGCUAGAAUAGUAUUGUGUGGAGCUAUCAGCCAAUAUAACGAAGUAAAUUAUAAAGGGCCUGGCAAUUAUGUUACUUUGAUUGCUCAGAGCGAUUACAUAGUAGAAGGUUUAGAAAAUGCACCCCAAGCAUUAUUAAGACUAUUUAAAGGUGAGAAUACUGGUAAAAUGUUGAUUAAAAUUGCCGACGAAAAUGAAAAUAUCAGAA